This is a messenger RNA of Acanthosepion pharaonis, 609 nucleotides long. The record is from the annotation of a GenBank genome assembly. Lineage: Eukaryota; Metazoa; Mollusca; Cephalopoda; Sepiida; Sepiidae.
AUGUGUGAAUUUACCUUUCUUCUAUCUUUAUUUUCUCUUUCUUUUUACUCUCUUUUCUUUCUCUCUUUUUCUCUUUUAUUCUUCUAUCUUUCUCUCUCUUUUUUCCUUCUCUUUUCUCUCUCUCACUCUUUCUCUUUGUUUAUCUCCUUUUCUUCUCUAUUUUUUUUCUCUCUUUUUCUUAUUCUCUUUUUCUUCCUUUCUCUUUUCUUUCUCACUUUUUUUAAAUCUCGCUUUUUGCCUCUCACUCUUGCUUUCACUUCUUUCUUUCUCCUUUCUCUCUCCCUCUUUCUCUCUUUCUAUGUUUCUCUUUUUCUUUCUCUUUCCUUCUUUCUAUUUCUUUUUCUCUUUCUUUGUUUUUCUUGUCUCUCUCACUUUCUCUCUUUUUCUUUCUCUCUCUCUUUUUCUUUCUCUCUCUCUUUUUCCUUAACUCUCUCUUUCUCUCUCUCUCUCUCUUUCAUUCCCGCUCUCUUUCAUUCCCACUCUCUUUCAUUCUCUCUCUCUUUCUUUCUCUAUCAUUCUGCUUGUGUGCGUGUGCUUUUAAAUGCACACACAACACGUCCGAUUUGCACCGAGUACCCCAGCAAAGCGACUGAGAUUCGCCAAUCUUAA